This is a messenger RNA of Papaver somniferum (opium poppy), 1106 nucleotides long. Its product is annotated as MDIS1-interacting receptor like kinase 2-like. Gene Ontology annotation, biological process: protein phosphorylation. The transcript has 5 exons. Lineage: Eukaryota; Viridiplantae; Streptophyta; Magnoliopsida; Ranunculales; Papaveraceae. Gene Ontology annotation, molecular function: protein kinase activity; ATP binding. The record is from RefSeq and is a predicted model, not a curated record. Bases 450 to 1106 code for a protein of 218 amino acids.
AUUUAGUUGGAGAAAUCCCAAAGGAGCUGCUGAAACUGUCCUCAUUGAUCGUGUUAGAUUUGAGUAAUAAUCAGCUUUCUGGGUUUUAGCGCAACAAUUGGCAUCAAGAGCUCGGGUUAGGUUCUUGGAAUUUUCGGUAUUCAUAAUAUUGCAGCGGGAGUAUUUUUUUUCUGAAGUUGUUUGAGCUGUGCAAAUCGCUUCCGCGGGGUUUUAGCGCAACAUAUCCAACGGAAAAUGAAGUUCAUGCAUUGACAAAAAUCCGACACCGGAACAUUGUGAAACUUUUCGGCUUCUGUUCUAAUCCUGAAAGGCGAAUAUCAUUUUUGGUUUAUGAGUUCGUGGAAAGAGGAAGUUUGCAAAAUGUUUUAUGCGAUAGGGAACAAGCUGUGGAGUUUGAUUGGAUAAAGAGGAUAACAUUCAUCGAGGGAACAGCUAACGCACUUGCUUACAUGCACCAUGAUUGCUUUCCAGCAAUAGUUCAUAGGGACAUAUCUAGCAACAAUAUCUUGUUGGACUUUGAAUACAAUGCUCGAGUUUCCGAUUUUGGUACGGCGAGGAUUCUGAAACCGGAUUCUUCGAAUUGGACAUCACUUGCAGGAACUUACGGAUAUGUUGCUCCAGAGCUUGCAUAUACAAUGAAGGUGACCGAGAAGUGUGAUGUUUAUAGCUUUGGGGUGAUUAUAUUAGAAGUGCUAAUGGGAAGGCAUCCAUCUGAAAUUACUACAUUACUCUCGCAAAAUGUUCUUUCAUCUUCCUCUUCCUCUUCCUCUAAGGUGGGGCAAAACGUAAUGUUGGGAGACAUCUUGGACCAAUGCAUUGGAGCACCGACAGAUAUUGUGAAGAAAGAAAUAAUGUACAUCGUCAAGGCUGGAUUUUCAUGUUUGCGGAGUGAUCCAUGUUCUCGGCCAACUAUGCAAGAAGUAUCAGUAGGGCUAUCAUUAUCAGCUCAUAGCAGGGCAGGUUUAGCAAAGCCUUUUGAAACCAUUUCACUAGGAGACUUACUGCUGUUAUGUACGAAGCAGCAGCAAGCUCUGGCAGAGUUCACAGAGACCUCAACUGACUUGGAGAAAGCUGAUCUUAACGCUGCAGCACUCACAGAGUCAUAG